Molecule: messenger RNA, 975 nt
Organism: Parastagonospora nodorum SN15
Lineage: Eukaryota; Fungi; Ascomycota; Dothideomycetes; Pleosporales; Phaeosphaeriaceae
Exons: 3
Coding region: 1-975 (324 amino acids)
Source: RefSeq, a predicted model, not a curated record
AUGGGACAUGCGACGACGGAGGAAGAGGCGAACAGUGUGACCGUGGCGCAGACGACGAACAGGGUGAGGGCAAACACAGUCGACUAUGAUGAGGAAGAGAAGGAACAGGCCAUGAAGCUUGCUGAUCUGAUGAAGAGAGCGACAAGCUCCAUCGGUAAAGGCCAGGACGACAACGAGGCAGACUACGGCUCCCAGAAAAAGACUGAUAUCUCCGAAUUCUGUAGUCGCCCCUUGCCAGCCAGCACAUCCACAACGACAGUCUCAAUCACCAUCUACGAGACGUUGACGGCAGCAACAACAAUCUUCGUCACCAACACUGUUGCAACGACCACCACCACCACCACCACCGUCACCGCUGCCGCGUCGCCGAUCCUCAAGAUGACACCCCCGGGCUUGCUUCAGACCGUCACCACCGUGCCAACGAUCCCCAAGAGUCCGCUCGAUCCAAAUCUGUUCGUGGCCAAGGGGCCAACAACUUCGGCUGCCAGGGCCGACGACGCGGUCGGAAUCCAUAUCUCUCGCGGGGCAGUCGCUGCGACUCUCUUCUUCAUGUGCGUCUGGGUUGUUGUGUCGGGCGGGACCUGGAUCCGAGGGACGCACUUCCAUCGUGCCAUGUUGCUGGUAGUCCCGGCCCUGUUCCCACCCAUCUUCGUCGGGUGCUUCAUGCAGGAGAUCAUCGCCAUGAACCAUCUCCUCCUUCCCGAGCCGUUUGUUCGUGCCCUUCUCUUCAUGCUGGGGGUAUGCGCUUGCCUGUUGUUUUUGGAAGCAUUUGGUGUCUUUGCCUUCAACAGACAGGUAUGGGACGCGUUCAUAGCGUGGAGGUCUGGCAAAGGCUGGGACUUCAGCUGGGGGUGGACGAGGGAUCACGACGCGCGUGGCGAACGCCGCAACAAUAUGGCGUGUAUCGAUUACACGGAGCGUACAGAGCGCCGACGUGGGAGUAGGGACGGGCGCUACGUGCCGGCGCCGUGGUGA